This is a messenger RNA of Lathyrus oleraceus (garden pea), 1359 nucleotides long. Its product is annotated as gamma carbonic anhydrase 1, mitochondrial. The record is from RefSeq and is a predicted model, not a curated record. The transcript is spliced from 5 exons. Bases 220 to 1041 code for a protein of 273 amino acids. NCBI's taxonomy places the organism in Eukaryota, Viridiplantae, Streptophyta, Magnoliopsida, Fabales, Fabaceae.
CACUCACCAUUUUAGACAAAAACAAACCCAUAAAAAUGAAGGUGAGUCGAUUUUUCCAAUAAUCAGACACACCCAACAAAAAACGUGUUCUCCCUAAUAAGCGGAAAAUACUACCCUACAACAGGCACCACAGAAGGUUACAGUGUUUCCUUCUUCUUCGAUUCCAUCACACAGAGUUUGCUGUUACAGAUUGUUUGAAAACAAAAUUCGAAAUCGGAAAUGGGAACCCUCGGAAGAGCUAUAUACAGCGUUGGAUUUUGGAUUCGAGAAACUGGACAAGCCAUCGAUCGCCUCGGUUCCCGCCUCCAGGGCAAUUACUACUUCCAAGAACAGCUGUCUAGGCAUCGAACUCUGAUGAACGUAUUUGAUAAGGCUCCUGUCGUUGAUAAAGAUGCAUUUAUUGCCCCAAGUGCCUCCGUAAUCGGUGAUGUUCACAUUGGCAGAGGAUCAUCUAUUUGGUAUGGAUGUGUCAUGAGAGGUGACGUGAACAACAUUAGUGUUGGAAGCGGAACCAACAUUCAGGAUAACUCCUUGGUGCACGUUGCAAAGUCAAAUUUAAGUGGGAAGGUGUUGCCUACUAUUAUUGGGGAUAAUGUUACUGUAGGUCAUAGUUCGGUUUUACAUGGUUGCACUGUUGAGGAUGAGGCUUUUGUUGGUAUGGGUGCAACACUACUUGAUGGUGUUGUUGUUGAGAAACAUUCCAUGGUUGCUGCUGGUGCUCUUGUGAAACAGAAUUCACGGAUUCCAUCUGGAGAGGUUUGGGCAGGGAAUCCAGCAAAAUUCCUGAGAAAGCUCACUGCUGAAGAGAUAUCAUUUAUCUCCCAGUCAGCUAUCAAUUACAGUAACCUUGCACAGGUCCAUGCAGCUGAAAAUGCCAAGCCUUAUGAUGAAAUUGAGUUUGAGAAGGCUCUCCGAAAGAAGUUUGCGCGGAAAGACGAAGAGUAUGACUCAAUGCUGGGUGUUGUUCGUGAGAUCCCACCAGAACUCAUUCUUCCAGACAAUGUCUUACCUGAUAAACAAGCAAAGGUUUCCACUCAAUAAGAUAUUUAAAGAAAAGCAUCUUCAAUUCCAAUCUUGAAAAAAUGACAUCAAGCAAUAUACUUGUUUUGUUCAAAUUCAUGGAAGAGGGAUUGUUUUUUCUUCCCAAUAAUAACAAACAUGUCCCGGGCUAGGGUAUGACUCCUUUUCAGAUCAAAGAAUCAAUUGUUCUAUAAUAUUUCAAUUUGUUAUCUUCUUUGCAAAAGGGAAGUACCCUUCCUUCGUGUAUGUGGUGGAUCUUUAGUGUUUUGAUGUAUCCAAUGCAUGUGAGUUUCACAUGAAUGUUUGAUUAUUCAAUGAUAUUUAUUUAUGUUUGAGACA